GUUUACCGCUCACGCUGUGGAAUCUAUGAGGAGUCGGAAGUUUAGUCAGGCAUUGCCAUAUUAAUUCGACACAGAAAAGCUCCAUUCACACCGCAACCGCUCGAAAUCAUCACAUCGGUUGGAUCGACUGAAUGAAACCAUGAGGAAUAAAAAACACGAGGAUUGUUGCGAAAGUAACUAACGUGACUAUCUAUCCGAGCUUUUGAAGACGCCGAGUCAGGUAUUUUGGCGCAGACUUUCAACCGUCGAUUUGUUUUGCAGGUGUACCUGUGCUUACGUGGCACUUAUUUUUCUUUAUCUGGAGACCAAUUUAAAAUUGUCGUUUUUUUUUAGGUAUUUUAUCCACAUUUUGUUUUAUUGUGGCAAUGCGAUGUAUUUUCAGUGGUUUAGUAAGUUGCGUGGCUGGUACUAGUUUACUUGCAUCGGGCAGCCAAUCAGCGCGCGCUAACAGCUCGAAAUCGUAGUAACACUCACUAUUUCUGCUUUAAUUCAUCCUCUUUUGAUUUAUUCGCACGAUAACCUACAAAACAGCCUCGUACCGCACCAUUUAGAUAUUGACAGCCGGUUUCCAGGCGAGGUUUCAUAAGGAGGAGAAGUGUCAAGGCUGCGUGUGUGUUUUUUGGUUGGUAAAAUGGAUGCGGGAAUGGAGAAGGAGUGCAGCGCUUUGGGAGGGCUCUUCCAAAUCAUCAUGAACGAUAUGAAGGCGAGUUAUCCUGCCUGGGAGGACUUUGUCACCAAAGGCGCUAAGCUGCAAUCACAGCUGAGGACGACAAUCAUCGUAACUAGCUCAUUCCUGGAUGCUUUCCAGAAAGUCGCUGACAUCGCAACUGGAACGCGAGGAGCAACGAAAGAGAUUGGAUCUGCCUUGACCAGGAUGUGUAUGAGACACAGAAGCAUUGAGAACAAACUCAAACUGUUUACCUCGGCUCUCAUGGAUAACUUGAUCACUCCUCUGGAACUGAAAAUAGAAGAAUGGAAAAAGGUUGCCAGUCAGCUGGAUAAAGAUCAUGCCAAAGAAUUCAAAAAAGCACGCUCUGAGAUCAAGAAGAAAUCUUCAGACACAAUUAAACUGCAAAAGAAAGUUAAAAAAGGUAAAGACGAGGUCCGGAUGCAGUUGGACAGCGCUCUUCAGGACGUCAACACGCGCUAUGCCGUGUUAGAGGAAACAGAGAAGAGAGCUGUGUGUCGAGCACUUAUAGAGGAAAGAGGACGAUUCUGUUCUUUCGUCACAAUGCUCAAACCUGUCCUGGAUGAAGAAAUAGGCAUGCUUGGGGAAGUCACCCACUUACAGACGAUUCUAGAAGAUCUUGGCAACCUGACGACUGAUCCCAACAUACUGCCCCCUGCUAGUGAACAGGUUAUCCUUGAUCUUAAAGGCUCGGACUACAGUUACUCGUAUCAGACUCCACCCGCGUCUCCCAGCAAUACGCUGUCACGUAAAAGCAGCAUCAGCAGUAACUACGCCUCUGUGCGUCAUGUUCCCUCUCUGGACUCCAUCUCCAGUGCAGUGGAUGGGCUUCACCUCCGAGCACCAGACGCAACACAGGAGAAAAGCAGUGUUAAUAGUCAGCCUUGGCAAGGUCAGAUCACUCCUGGCACAGAGAAUGGGACCUCCAUGCCCCCACCACUCAAACCUUACAAUGGGCUUGAGGAGAGAGCCAGGACCCUGUCCACAUCGGGCAAGCCACAGACAGCCAGGGGGCAACUGGCUCUUACUCUUGGAGGCGGGCUUAAUUCAGAUGCUCCUCGAACCAGUCGAGAUUCCCUCCACUGCUCUAGUGGAUACAGCACACAGACGACUACACCAUCCUGCUCAGAAGACACCAUACCUUCACAGCAUGCGGUAAAGAAAGAACCUCCUCUAUAUGAUUAUGACUACAUCUCCCUGCACGGUGGAGAGGACGGCCACAGUCAGUCUGAUUUUGAUAAAUCUUCCACGAUUCCGCGCAACAGCGACUUGAGUCUCAAUUACCGCAAAAUGUUUCAAAGCAAGCGUCCGGCAUCCACCGUUAGUCUGUUGAUGGAUCCGGAGCCUCUAGGGCCCCACACAGCCACUAUUCGCCGUAAACCCUCCAGCAAACCCAACAUCCGUCGUGGAACCAUCAGUGGAGGAGUGCCCAUACCCAUCUCAACACCGCAGGUGCCCCUGAAGGCGUCCGUUUCUACCGCCGGUCUGAGCGGCAGUGAGGAGACUGUUUGCCUGUCUGGGGUAACACAGAGUAACAGGGUACCUGGCACAGAUCUGGCUCACACCAGACAUAAUCUCUGUACGUCCACCCAGAGUCUGAGUUCCAUGCCACCUCCAUAUUAUUCCAUGUUCCCUGGGCAGCCACUGGUAGGCAGCACAGAGCAGCUGUAUCAAAUGAGCAAGCAACAACAGUAUGCACUGCACCAACAGCAACAGAGGCAAUAUCAACAUCAGCUGCAGCACCAGUAUAGUCAACAACAGAAUCAUUUACAGCCGCAACAAUACAAUCAACAGCAGCAAUAUAAUCAGCAACAGUUUAAUCAACAGCAGGAGCAGCAGUAUCAACAACUGGUUCAUCAAAAAGACCGACAGCAGAAAUUCAAACAACCGCAUGUAACACAUCAAUGUCAACAGCAACAACAUCAGAAUCGACAGCAGAAUCAGAAUACUGCAACUCACAAUUCCAGCAUGCCACUUCCAAGUGCUUCGCCUAAUUCCGACCAGCCUGGCUUGGAUCAUUCCAAUGACGUUCCUGAUUCUAGCAGUGGAGGUGACAUGUUAAGCAUGAUCCGUAGAGGAGUCAAACUACGUCAGACUGUUACCAACGACCGUUCGGCACCUUUCAUCACCCCGAACCAUCUCAACUGAUUUUUGUCUUCACUUUUUCGUAUUCUUCGAAUUGUUCUGUGGCUUUUUAUGUCAUUUCCCUUUUCCGAAUAUUUUUUCAUUUAACGACUUUUUUUCAAGCCUUUUAUUGUUGGGGUUUGCGCAUCUUUUUCUUUAGCGAUUGACUAAUGUACGACAGUUUUGACUUUACACUGUGCGUGAACAAACUCUUUCAACCCACAACGUUAUUGUUGCAGCGAAUGUUGCCUCUCAAUAAAUUAAAAGUUAAUUCCGCAGGCUGUGUGCUUCACGCUAUAUAUACAGAUAUAUUUAUGUGUAUUUAGAUAUAUAGAUCGAGCAUUAAAGCUUAAGAUAUAUUGAUGUUAUUUGUUUUAUUUGCGGAAGAAAACAGCACUCAGCCUUUAUUAAUUGUGGUUAGAGAUCAAAUACUUCUGUAUAUAUUUGCGAAACGAUUGAAAGACUGUUGUAUUAUUUUAGUUUUCCGUUUGUUUUUUAAAUUAGUUAAAGCAGCACUAGACGUCUAUUUUUGUACAGUUUAGGGUAACAGAAAACUGCACCACUGCCUUUAAUCCGCCCAAUUACUGGACAUGCAAUGCAGCUGCAAUGAAUGCAGCCAAUGAGAGGAAAGGAGGGAAGGAAGAAGAGGUGUAAUUGGGUGGAUUAAUGAAGGACUAGAAUAGUGGAUCAUAUUUGUGUUGCGUAUAAUGACUGUGAGAGCUUACGAGGUAUCACUGUGGUUAUUUAUUCAACCUAUUUGAUUCUGAAUCAUUUUAAAUUGUUUGUUUACCAAAGCUUUGAUGCUGUAGCCUCAUAGAUGCGUAUAAACCUGCUCUCCUGGAUGAUUCAGUAGAAAGACUUGAUUCAUAUCAUUUGUACUUGUUUUGAACAUUUGCAUUUUUUUUUUUCCACACCAGGGAAAUCUUUUGAUUUUAAAACAUUUGCAAAAAUGACAAAAUGUCUCUUGUUGUUGAAGUAUACAGGCCUAGACAUUCUUAAAAGCUUCUUUUUUUUUUUUAACCAGAUAAGAACAUUCAUUCUUAACUGGGUUUUCUGUUGCAGGUCACAAUGUUUGUUAAAGAGGAAUAUUGUAUCAAAGUCAAAGUGCCCCGUUCCUCAAGUAUGCAAGUACAAAGAUUUAUUUAAUGAAAAUAGAAAGCAAUAGAAUAUUGACCUACUUAAAGCAAUGAAUAGUUUUAACCUUAAACCCCAAUGUGAAGCUAACAUUAUCCAUACAUGGUGAAUUUAAACAGCAUUUUAAAGAGAGAUCUCAGAGGAUGUUUGGAGUGUAUGUUCAGAAUUGAAGUAGCAGUUCUGUUCUUUAUCAGUGUAUUUUUUUUGUUUUUUGUUUUUGUGUGUGUUAUUUUACCUUUGCAUAAGAUCGUGCCUAGUUAGGCCUUUACUGAAAUAUCUCCAGGCAUUUGAUGAAUGUUAGGUGAAAGCAAACGGUAAGCCUAGUUCAGAUGCGUACCCCAUUUUUAGGUUAAGCCUUUUUUAACUGAUUUUUCUAAAUACAUUUCCUUUAGAGUUUGCUCUGUGUGUGGAUUACCCCAAAUUUUAUUGGUUUGUUGUGAUGCACUUGUACUUAUUGUAGUUUUGCUAUGCUGCCCUCUUGUUUUCGUACAGGAAAGCCAACGCUGGACGUUUGUUUUCAAGCUUAAAAGUGCAUCACCAAUGCUACGGUUUUUAUUGCCUUUUAACAUUUUUAUUAUCAAGUUUAUUACAUCAAGCAUCAUUUUUGUUACAUCUCAAGAUUAGAUUGUUCACAACAUGUGAAUUCUGAAAGGGAUAGUUCACCCAAAAUUUUCAGUUCUGCCAUCAUUUACUCACCCUCAUGUUGUUUCCAGCCUGUACGAUUUUUGUCUUCUGUGGAACACAAAUGGAGAUGUUAGUCAGAAUGUUAGUCUCAGUCACCAUUCACUCACUUAUGUUGCAUCUUUUUUUUUUUUUUUUUUUUUUUUUCAUGCAACACUGUAAAAUCUAAUUAGUUGACCUUACUUAGAUUUUUAGGCAAGCUGCUUGCAUGCUUUUUCUAAGAAAACACUUAUUUGGCUCAAGAAAACUGAACUUGAUUUUUUAAGUAAACUAAACUAGUUACAAGUAAACAAAACUUAUCUGUGAUUAAAGUAUCACUGUUUUUAUUAAAUUAUUUAAAUUGACUUAUAGCAUGUCUUAUACAGUGUACAGGAAAUUAUGGCAGGAAUCUCGGUUAGCCAUAUGGCACAUUGGAUUCUACUCAGUACUAAUUAGUGCACAUAAAUCUGCACUUUUGUAAAGUACAGUUGCGUAGAGACGAAUGACUUAAAUUUAACAGGCUCCAAGUUCAACAGAGGUAACACUAGUCACCAUAAUGGUGACUUCACACAAAUCACAACUAUCAACUAGCUACAACAAAAACAACAAUAGUCAUAAGAAUUAAAAUUAUUUACAUAUAUAUACACAUUUGACAUAAGUUCCCUUGUUUUGACCAAACAUACAUCAUUUAUUCAAACGCAAGGGCUUAUGGGCAUUCCACACAGCCGCAAUUUUGAGUUAGUUAGUAGUGCUCAAAGCCAGUUUAAAGAACGUACACUGGCGGUCAAAAGUUUGGAAUAAUGUACAGAUUUUGCUGUUUCAGAAGGAAAUCGGUACUUUAAUUCAUCAAAGUGGCAUUCAGCUGAUCACAAAGUAUAGUCAGGACAUUACUGAUGUAAACAACAGCACCAUCACUAUUUGAAAAAAGUAAUUUUUGAUCAAAUCUAGACAGCAGCCAUCACUCCAACACCUUAUCCUUGAGUAAUCAUGCUAAAUUGAUCAUUUGGUACUAGAAAAUCACUUGCCAUUAUAUCAAACACAGCUGAAAGCUAUUUGGUUCGUUAAAUGAAGCUUAACAUUGUCUUUGUGUUUGUUUUUGAGUUGCCACAGUAUGCAAUAGACUGGCAUGUCUUAAGGUCAAAAAUGGCAAAAAAGAAACAGCUUUCUCUAGAAACUCAUCAGUCAAUCAUUGUUUUGAGGAAUGAAGGCUAUACAAUGCUUAAAUUGCCAAAAACAAAAAUGAAGAUUUCAUUCAAAAAUGUACAGUCUUCAAAGACAAAGGACAACUGGCUCUAACAAGGACAGAAAGAGAUGUGGAAGGCCAAAUGUACAACUAAACAAGAGGAUAAGUACAUCAGAGUCUCUAGUUUGAGAAAUAGACGCCUCACAUGUCCUCAGCUGACAGCUUCAUUGAAUUCUACCUGCUCAACACCAGUUUCAUGUACAACAGUAAAGAGAAGACUCAGGGGUGCAGGCCUUAUGGGAAGAAUUGCAAAGAAAAAGCCACUUUUGAAACAGAAAAACAAAAAGGAAAGGUUAGAGUGGGCAAAGACAGACAUUGGACAACAGAUAAUUGGAAAAGAGUGUUAUGGAUCUUAACCCCACUGAGCUUUUGUGGGAUCAGCUAGACUGUAAGGUGUGUGAGAAGUGCCCGACAAGACAGACACAUCUAUGGCAAGUGCUACAGGAAGCGUGGGGUGAAAUGUCACCUGAGUAUCUGGACAAACUGACAGCUAGAAUGCCAAGGAUCUGCAAAGCUGUCAUUGCUGCACAUAGAGGAUUUUUUGAUGAGAACUCUUUGAAGUAGUUUAAGAAGUUCUGAAAAAAAAAAAAAAAAAAUCAAAUUGUAAUAGUAAUGUUUUCACAUUAUUAAUGUCCUGACUAUACAUUGUGAUCAGUUGAAUGCCACUUUAUUGAAUAAAGUACCUAUUUCUUUCCAUAAGAGCAAAAUCUGUAUAUUAUUUAAAACUUUUGGCCACCAGUGUACAUGUUUGAGUUAUGAUUCCAAAAUGUGACAUUUCAAGUACUGUUUAAUUACGACCACUUAAAUGUUUUAAUUAAUGACAACUUUAGGGUUUAGAGAGUAACUGUAACUUAAUUAAAACUAGUAAGAAUAGUAAAAAAUUAAGCUUAAGUUGAGUCAACUAUUUUUAUUUUAUUUUUUUAGAUUACUGUUGGUAAAAUGGUGACUGAGGCUAUAAUUCUGCCCAAAAUCUCAUUUUGUGUCCCAACAAAGAAAAGAAAGUCAUAUGAGAUUCGAACAACAUGAUGGUGAGUGAUUUUUAUUUUAUUUUUAUUGUGAAGGAAUGCAAAACAGAUCUCCGAAAAUAAAAUCCCUCCAUGUCCCCCUGUCCUUUAAGGGGCUCCGUACCAAUUACAGUAGGGCGCCAGAACUACUAGUUAUACAACAUUGAAUAUGACAAGACAGAUCUCACCAUGAUGCUAUUCAGAAAUCUCCCUUGAAGUUUGAUGUGUUUGUGAGUGAAAUGCACCUCUGCAGUCCAACAGCACUUCUCAGUAGACGUCUGUAUUCUUUUUGUGUCAUCUAUUAUUUCCGUCACACACACGUGCUGGCAGGUGUUCUUAUGUUUUCUCAGCCUAUCUGUGGCUAUUAAGACUCCACAACUUCACAUGCUACAAAAGGUGUUUUUUCCCCUUCAUAUCUUACCUCAUUCUCCUUUUACCCCUCGCCACUUUUUUUUUUUUUUUUUUUUUUAUCCUUUUUCAUCCUACUCUUCAUCUAGGGGCCCACACCUGUCUGGCAGGUGUAGGAUUUCUCACCCCUUCUCCAUCUGUAUUGUCCUCCAUCUCUGCAGUGAUUUAGACUCUUCCAAAGAAGUUCAGCUCUGACACAAUGCUCUUCAGGCCUUUUACUGUAAGAUUAGCUUGCAGCUGCUGUAUGACAAAUGUAUGAGUGUAAAAGAAUAUAAUUUUACCCUGAAAGGUGAGAUGACCAUGGUGUUAUUCCACUCUAAAUGUGCAUUGUUGUUAGUGGCGGCCAGAGCAGUAAUGUCUGUGGUUUUGAAUUUGUGUAAAGGAGACUUUCACUUGUUUUCCUGAGAUAAAAGUUGGUUUAAACCUGGUGAGUGUUGCCAGCUAUGGUACUGGGAUUUGUCCUUGUAAGUGCUGGUCUGAGUCCAGGUUUUUAUCAUUUUAAUGAUACAAACCUACAAUAUUUUUCCUACAGUUGCAGUUCACAGGACAGUUUAGUUAAAUUCCAUUUCGGUAAGUUAAAUUCAUAAAGUGUGAUGAGACGGUCUUGAUUAUUUGAGAUUUAUGCUAUAGUGCUAAGAGUCAAGACAUCACAAGAGUGUGUGUGUGUGUGUGUGGACUCUGAGCUGAGAGUGUUUGACCCCUGCUGUGUGUGUGUGUGUGUGUUAGAGAGUUGAUCUCUCGAUGUUUAGAUAUCUUUCUCUGUGUGAUGCUGUUUCUCAUGUCUGUAGUCAAUGCUGAAGCCUCAGACAAAAUGGAAUGUGGGUUUAAAAUAUACCAAUGUUCAAAAAGAAACGAUCAGAGUCCUUGUUUUGAUUUGCUUUAUUUUAUUCAUUGAACAAGUCAUUUUAAUCCAUGCUGAAGCAUACAGUUCAUUCAGUAGUUGAGUUGUGUUAAAUCUGCUAUUUAUAUAAUUCCAGUGCUUACAAGGCAGCACUGUGUUGAUAUUCCUUUUCUUUGUAUUCUUCAUAAUUUUCUGCUACUAAUAUAGCUUGAACUAUUUAAUGUACAAAUUCCAUUCCAAUUAGUGCUAUUUAUUUUGUUUUUUGUAAACUAUACUUUUUUAGAAACGUUGACUUGAAUGGUUGCCAAUCAGUCCCUAACCAUUAAGAAUGAUGUGAUUAAAAAAAUGUGCAUACUUAAUUGCAAUUAGUUUUCUAACGUCUAUUUAAACAUCUAUAGUGUUUACAGUUACACUGCAAAGAUAUUGUGUUGUAUUAAUUCUCGUACACAAGCCGACAGACAUCAGCAGUGUUCUGAGCUUUAUGACAACAAAGUUGCAUCAUUUCAUUGGCACACAACCAAAGCCUAAAACCUAAAUGUACGUCAAAUUUGAACACCAUUUUUUUCUUUCCUUGCAAUCACUGGCAUUUGCUAUAGGAAAUACAAAUCUAGUGAAAAGACUCCAUUAAAUUGCUUGAUGAGUGCGUUGUUAUUUCCUGUGUUGAUUUCUUUCCUUAUUGAAACAGGAAGUUGGUAUAUGAAGUAGGCCUAAGCCAUUCUUUUCCAUACAGUCGUGCAACUGGUACCUGAACUAAAGUAAAUUUGUUGAACUACCCGUUCCGAUAAAAUUCUGUAAUGUUUUUACACUUAGGACAUGGAAGCAAGAACUUUAUUUAAAUUAGCUCUGACGUACACUUUAAAAACGAUUUUGUGGUGAAGUAAAUAUAGCAGAAAAGAUUUAAGUACUUUUACACUGAAUAAGUUAGUUUAAGCGUGAACUGGAAAAUAUUAAGUAAAUUCUGCAUUCAAAUGUAAAAAUGUAUGCUUACGUUUAUAUUAUUUAUGAUUGUUAUCUUUACAAUGCGUCAUGGAUCAAUUCUAAAGUAGAAAACAAUGUCAUAUUUAUUUGCUAAUUUGAGUAAAUUUCAUUAGUAAAUAAAAUAAGUACAUUUUACUUACA
Myxocyprinus asiaticus (Chinese sucker) is the source of this 9221-nucleotide messenger RNA. RefSeq names its product MTSS I-BAR domain containing 1 (gene mtss1). The record is from RefSeq and is a predicted model, not a curated record. NCBI's taxonomy places the organism in Eukaryota, Metazoa, Chordata, Actinopteri, Cypriniformes, Catostomidae. The coding region runs from base 632 to 2836 and encodes 734 amino acids. The transcript is spliced from 15 exons. Gene Ontology annotation, cellular component: actin cytoskeleton; cytoplasmic side of plasma membrane. Gene Ontology annotation, biological process: plasma membrane organization; cell projection assembly. Gene Ontology annotation, molecular function: phospholipid binding; actin binding.